Messenger RNA from Dichomitus squalens LYAD-421 SS1, 3273 nucleotides. RefSeq names its product copper P-type ATPase CtaA. The transcript has 4 exons. Gene Ontology annotation, cellular component: membrane. Bases 78 to 3026 code for a protein of 982 amino acids. Gene Ontology annotation, biological process: copper ion homeostasis; monoatomic cation transport. Gene Ontology annotation, molecular function: copper ion binding; ATP hydrolysis activity; P-type divalent copper transporter activity. NCBI's taxonomy places the organism in Eukaryota, Fungi, Basidiomycota, Agaricomycetes, Polyporales, Polyporaceae. The record is from RefSeq and is a predicted model, not a curated record.
UCCAUCUUCGUCUUUUAUUUAAUACUAGCCCACCCUCUCUCACGAUGCCGCCCCCGAGGACACCAAUUACCCCAGUUAUGGCCGGCAUCAACGCCGCCCUCAAUAUGUUUCGCACCCCUCAGACCCCAGCAUCGGGCAAGGUCGAGCUACCAUUAGGAGAGGAUGAACCGCUUGUCGGAGGAGAUGGCCUCGCGUCGGAAAAGUGCGAGCUCAGGAUAGAGGGUAUGACUUGCGGCUCAUGUGUAGAGUCAAUAGAGGGCAUGCUUCGAACGCAGCCCGGAAUCCACUCCGUCAAGGUUGCUCUACUUGCAGAACGGGGAGUCGUCGAGUAUGACCCCAAUGUAUGGGAUGCAGACAAGAUCGUCAGUGAAAUUUCCGAUAUUGGUUUCGAUGCAACUCUCAUUCCCCCAACACGGUCGGAUACCAUCCAACUGCGGAUAUACGGCAUGACUUGCUCGUCAUGUACGUCCACCGUGGAGAAGGAAUUGGGCGCUGUCCCCGGAGUUUCUAGCGUUUCCGUCUCGUUGGCUACAGAGCUCUGUCAGGUAACCUUUGACAGGACAAUGGUCGGACCGCGAGAGCUUGUAGAGCGGAUAGAAGAGAUGGGAUUCGACGCCAUGGUGUCGGAUCAGGAGGACUCGACACAGCUACAAUCGCUCGCCCGUACGAAGGAGAUCCAGGAGUGGUGGUCUCGAUUCAAGUGGAGUCUCAUUUUCGCCAUCCCCGUCUUCUUCAUCACCAUGGUUGCCCCGAAGAUAUCUUUCCUUGCCUCUAUUGUCGAAUACCAGAUUAUCAGAGGCAUCUACGUCGGAGACGUCCUCGCGCUGGCGCUUGCUACCCCGGCGAUGUUCUGGGUCGGGCAGCGAUUCUUCAGGAACGCCUACAAGUCGCUCAAGCACGGCAGCGCGACCAUGGACGUGCUCAUCUGCCUCGGCUCCUCUGCAGCAUACUUAUAUUCCAUCGCCGCGAUGUGUCUUAUGGCCGCUAGCAGCGACCUCGGCUAUCACCCCAUGGUCUUUUUCGAUACGAGCACGAUGCUGAUCAUGUUCGUCUCCCUCGGCCGAUACCUCGAGAACCGGGCGAAAGGCAAGACAAGCGCUGCCCUCACGGAUCUAAUGGCCCUCGCGCCCUCUAUGGCUACGAUCUACACCGAUCCUGCGACAUGUACGCAGGAGAAGAAGAUCCCGACGGAGCUCCUCCAGGUCGGGGACAUCGUCAAACUCGUGCCCGGCGAGAAGAUCCCGGCGGACGGCACCGUCCUGCGCGGCACGUCCAACGUCGACGAGAGCGCCGUCACGGGCGAGCCCAUGCCAGUGCUGAAGCAGGUCGGGGACGCCGUCAUCGGAGGGACGCUGAACGGGCUCGGCACAUUCGACAUGACCGUUACGCGCGCGGGCAAGGACACUGCGCUCGCGCAGAUCGUGAAGCUCGUCGAGGAGGCGCAGACGUCCAAGGCGCCCAUCCAGGCGUUCACAGACAAAGUCGCGGGGUACUUUGUGCCGACCGUCAUCAGCCUCUCGCUGCUCACGUUCGUGGUGUGGCUAAUCGUCUCGCACGCCGUGAGCGACAGUGCGCUGCCCCCGCUGUUCCAUGUGCACGGGGCGUCGAAGCUCGCGGUGUGUCUCCAGCUGUGCAUCUCGGUCGUCGUUGUGGCCUGCCCGUGUGCGCUGGGCCUGAGCACGCCAACGGCGAUCAUGGUUGGGACGGGUAUGGGUGCCAAGAACGGGAUCUUGAUCAAGGGCGGACGCGCGCUUGAGGCAAGUCGCUUCAUCAAGCGUAUUUGCCUGGACAAGACCGGGACUGUCACCGAGGGUAAGCUCACCGUCUCGUCCAUCGCCUGGGCUCCGUCGAGCGACCACAGCGAUCUCCACCCUGCGCCCGACUCCGACGACUCGUCGCUUACGACGAAGGUUCUCGGCAAUGUUUCUCGCACAGAUGUCAUCGCCAUGGUCUCCGCGACUGAGGCGCGCUCCGAACACCCCCUCGCGAAGGCGGUUGCGACGUACGGCAAGGACCUUUUGAGCAAGUCUAUAGUCGCCGUUCCCGAGGUCACCAUUAACACGUUCGAGAGCAUCACCGGCGCGGGUGUCAAGGCGGUCAUCACCCUCCCUGCCGGCAAUGGCAAGCACACCAUCUACAUCGGCAACGCGCGCUUCGUUCUCCAGUCCGACAGCGCGAGUCUCCCAACCGCCCUCGCCGCGUUCGACGCGGAGGAGUCGAGCCAGGGCCGGACGUCGAUCUUCGUCUCGCUCGCCGCGGCGGGGAAAGUGCCCACCCCGAUCCUUGCGAUCGCCCUCUCGGACAAGCCGCGGCCGUCGUCCGUGCAUGCGAUUCGCGCGCUGCAGGACAUGGGCAUCGAGGUGAACAUGAUGACAGGCGACGCGAAGACGACCGCGCUUGCGGUCGCGAAGCAGGUCGGCAUCAAGCCGGAGCACGUAUGGGCGCAUAUGAGUCCCAAGGGCAAGGCAUCGGUCGUGACGGAGCUCAUAGAGAAGCACGGUGGCGGUGUUGCAAUGGUCGGCGACGGUAUCAACGACUCACCCUCGCUCGUCGCUGCGUCUGUUGGUAUCGCGCUCUCGUCCGGUACCUCCGUCGCGAUUGAGGCGGCCGAUAUCGUGCUCAUGCGCUCGGACCUGCUCGACGUCGUCGCUGCGCUCCACCUUUCACGCGCGAUCUUCGGCACGAUCCGCCGUAACCUCGUCUGGGCAUGUCUCUAUAACGUGCUCGGCAUCCCGCUCGCCAUGGGCCUCUUCCUCCCUUGGGGCUUCCACAUGCCCCCCAUGACUGCCGCUGCGGCGAUGGCGUUCUCGUCUGUGAGCGUUGUGACGAGCUCGUUGCUACUCAGGUGGUGGACGCGCCCCGCGUCCAGCUUGAUGCCGGGUGAGGUCAUCCAGCAGGAGACGAUAUUCGAUAGUGCGAAGAUUGCGCUUGGAGACGCGUGGGAGAGCGUGAGGAGUUUGGUGCGUGGCAACCGGGAUGUGUCGGGUUACAGCCAGCUUCCUGUGGAGAUGAGUGAGAAUGUAUAGACGAGAGGUGGUACGGUUUUGGGGAGACGUGGUGAUACUCUGGACUGCUCUCCAGUGUUUUCCGGCUUUGUUGUUCGUUGCUCGCUCACUCAGUACUUUCGUUCAGCCCCUUGUCGUGUUCAUUUUGCGUAACCUAAUGCUCUCGAGGCCCUUGUACUAUUUGUGUAAUUCUACUACUCAACUUGCGGUAUCCAGAAUGCUUCAAAACUCGCUAGUCACUAAGGAUAUCGAUCAACCGUUCAUGUCG